GUUCAAAAAGACAAGUUGGUGAUCGAUCGGUGCACGUGAACGGCAACCAUCACCAGCCAGUGUCAGUUUCUCGACAAGCUCUGGUCUCUCGCUGUUCCUCGUUGUCUCUUCCAAGGUCUCUUCGUUGUUGUCUUCCACCUCUGUCUUUUAUUUCUUCGACUCCUCUGGUAGGGCCGCCUUCUCCCUCUGUUCUUCAGACAGCAGCUAGCCGCUCUCUUGUUUCCCUUUGCUCGAUCGACCGACCCUUUUAGUAUCUAUUGUCCCAUUCGCUGUCGUCUUCACCAUGCAACUACUCGCUUUCCUCGCUGUUUUCUCUGUCCUAUUCGCUGGCAAAGUGCUAGCUCUCAGCAUCACCUUCCCCGGAGGGUCGCUCUCCAACCUCCCUCCCAGCCAGUUCUUCAACUUCAACGAUCCAGAUGUCAUGAAUACCUGCCAGAAAGAUUGUGCCCCCGCCAUCGAUGCUAUCAGGAACUGCGGUGACACCGACGACGCCUGUCUAUGCUCCUCCAACGCCACCAUUCCUGCUAUCACGUCCUGCCACCAAUGUGUAUUUGGGGACUUGAUCCACAAACGCAAGUUGGCGAGUGACCCUAGGGAGGACUCAACACCCGCUUUGACUGCCUACCAAACCUCUUGCCUCUCUUCACCCAUCAACGGCACCCUCCUAGAUGCCUCGCGUCCCGCACCAGACACUUUCAAGUCCUACAAAGCCCUCUUCGCCAUCACCGUUCCCCCCGACUGGGACGGUCCAUUUGGUCAAGGUUUGAGCAUGGCUGCUACUGUCAUAACAGUGAUUGCAGGCGCUGGCUUGGGUGCCGGGAUGAUUGGGGUCUUGAUCAGUAUGUGAACGUGUGCGUGGCAUGGGGAGCGCGUUUGUUGAGUUGGUUGAAGACGAGGUGAUUUGAUCCGCAGUAUGUGGGCCGGAUGGACGGAUGGAUGGACGGAGGAGAUGGGAACUUCUUUGGGAAGUGUAUGAAUAGGUUUGGGGAUGGACGGGUAUAUAGCGGUAUUGGUCGUUCGUUGCAAUCGUGUUGUAUGCAGGUCAUCAUCUUAUUGGUAUAUAUUGGCUUGUACUCGUUCUUUGACAUUGAGUGUGAGCUUUCCAAUUGUAAGGCAUUGCUGCGACGGAUUGUUGAAUGUGAUCUC
Molecule: messenger RNA, 1146 nt
Organism: Somion occarium
Lineage: Eukaryota; Fungi; Basidiomycota; Agaricomycetes; Polyporales; Cerrenaceae
Source: the annotation of a GenBank genome assembly